Messenger RNA from Exophiala mesophila, 3353 nucleotides. RefSeq lists its product as uncharacterized. Gene Ontology annotation, molecular function: DNA-binding transcription factor activity, RNA polymerase II-specific; zinc ion binding. The transcript has 3 exons. NCBI's taxonomy places the organism in Eukaryota, Fungi, Ascomycota, Eurotiomycetes, Chaetothyriales, Herpotrichiellaceae. The record is from RefSeq and is a predicted model, not a curated record. Gene Ontology annotation, cellular component: nucleus. The coding region runs from base 380 to 2740 and encodes 786 amino acids.
UCCUUGGGCCUCACAGGCCUCUAAUGCGUCUGCCUCAACUGCUUCUCCCUCUCUGAUUUCCCUGUCAAUUAACCACCCUGUCACCCAACUAAUUGGGCUAGACUUAUCGCCAACCCACGUCGCCCUCAACAUUGGUCAUUUAGUAGCCAAUGAUCGAGGCCAUUUGACUGCGGCUCACCCGUCUAACUCAAUCAUCCACUAAGUUAAUCUUGUUGUCUCCCUCAGUCGUUGCUUCCCACACCAAACCAACCUUGGCCCUCCUCCGCAUUCAGACCGUGGGUGGCAGUCGCUCUAAGCCCGACCUCAUCGACGACAACACCUGUCUCUCCCCGGAACCACGGCUUUGGCCACAACAUCAUCCUAUCCAUUUCGCUCAAAGAUGGAUCGCAAUUCAGGCUCUCGCGACCAGCCUGGUGACCCUCCGGCUUCGAGUUAUUACGCCCCUUCGCCCUCACAGUUCCCUCAGUCUCAGUAUCCUGUACCGACAGAUUCGGAGCUAAACAUGAGCUCCAAUUAUUCAUUGCCCGCCUCCUAUGCACAACAACUUCAUGAAGCCGCUUCCUCUAAGCAGUCCCCUAGUCCCACUCAGCCUGAGUAUCCUGCGAUUCCUACAAAUGGCGCAAGCCAUGUCAUUCCAACCGACCCUGCGAUGGCCCCUCCGCCACAGACACCCAAUUCACAAUCCUUCAGCGCGCCGGUUCCACAUUCCAGCAUUGAUGAAUCUGCAGACCUCACGCAGACCCCUCAGACUGGCGAUAAGAGGAAGCGUUCUAAGGUUUCACGGGCUUGCGAUGAAUGUCGCAGAAAAAAGAUUCGUUGUGAUGCUCCUACUGAUAGCGACGGCACUCCGCGAACAUGCGCAAAUUGUGAAAAGGCUGGCCUUCUCUGUGGCUUUGAGAGGAAGCCCAUGAAGCGUGGCCCAUCAAAAGGCUACAUUAAAGAUCUUGCCGAUCGCGUUCAGAGCGUGGAACAGAUCCAAGCUGCCGCACUUCGUCAGUCCUACGAUAUGGGUACUGGCCCUCAAAGCUUUGAUCAAUUAGCCUUCUCCCCAAACGAAUCAUCCAACAGCCGACCUCGGUUUUCUUUCACUUCUGCACCAGCACCUUUUGCGCCGGCGGAAUUCCAACGAGAUCGAAUUCCAAGCACCGGAGGUUGGGGUUCUGACCAGCACGAUCUUGCUGCUCUGAGAUCGCGUGAUAGUGGCAGUCUUGCUAUUGCGCCCGAUCAAACCAUCCCCUCUACAUCACCACCAGAACAAGACACGACAAAGAUCGCAGCACUUUUUUCUUCUCAACUCGACCGUUCUCGUCCCGCUAAACAUCAGAAAACCGACCAGGCAGACGAGGACCAGCAACCCUUCGCCAUGGGCCAAUCCCUCCUCACCACCUACUACGAUCAAUUCCACCCUCUCGUGGGCAUUCUGCCCGAACCAGACACCGUCCUUCGCAUCGUCGCAGAUGUUACCCCCCGUGUUGCCCACGCCUUUGGCACUGUGCUCGAGCUGCUCCCUUCAAUGAGACCAACAUCCGUCACGAACGGAGUCCAUGACCAAGCGCAAAACAGCCAAAUUGACCCAGCUGUGACCAAGGACCGGAAAGUUCUCAAGAGCUCAGUCUUUGAGAAUAUGAAUCGGCUCUGCGAAUAUCUCCUGGGUACAUCAACCCAAGGCCUCGGCUCACGCUCCAGCAGUGACAACCUGGUGCUAGGCUGGACCCUUUGCUUGACGAUUCUAUUGGCAGAGAAUGACAUGAAGCCAAACAAAUCUACUCCUGCUACGUCGCAGCUCAUCGCUGCAUCCUUGCGUAUUUUUCAGCAUCUACAGACUGCCGAAGUGCCUGCACCUUUGUCCACCAGCGAUAAGGAACAUGUAGAACAAGUUCUUCAAGGCCCCCUAAACUUCACCAUCUUGUCCUCCAAGUUGGACACACUCAGUCACGGCACGAGCAAUUUCAGUCAGCCAGGCCAACCGCCGUUGGUCGAACGAAUUCAUACGCGUCUAGCGUCUGAUGAAGCUUCGUAUCUCUUCAGCGGUGCUAACUUGCUCCAAGGUGUCCUUGCUAUUCUGGAAUUCCCUGUCGGGUUACAGCAGACCUCAAACGCCCGCCAUUUGUCGCUAUACACGCAUCUCCCCAUGGCGAGGUUUCCUUUCCGCUCACUAAAGAAAGAGAGCCCCAUUGUCAGCUAUUUCGAACGUUUCAUCCACCUCAUUUUCGCACGCGACUUGUCAGGGUUAAUGGUCCCGGUUAUUCUCAAUGCAGCGAUCACGAUGGCUGACCAUCUUGUGAUUGAGUUCAACAAAGGCCCAUCCCAAGCGGUCUACAAUCCUCUCGACAUCCACACAUAUUCCCUUGUCACGAUAGUCCUCCUGGAAUUCGUUCAGAGCUGCAGCGUCGCCGGCUUUCGCCAGAGUGCCGCCUCGGUACUCGAAUUACUUCAACCUUGUCUGGAGAAGAAAUCCGCCCAAUUUCACCAAGACUAUGGAUACGAAUGGUUCUUUGCCAGCGCCGAAGUGGACACCAAUACCGAUGAUUAUCGCAUGACACAUUGGACUGACCAGCUUCUGGCCAUGAUCGCAUGGAUCAAAGAGAGAGGAAUCAGCGAAUCUAUCAAGAAUUCUACUGAACAGAUCUUCCCCGACAUUCCAGGAUUGUACCGCAAGGGAGCCUUGACCGUGAUGGACGAAUUCGGUUGGCAUAUUCUGAACCAACAAGAGACAGGUCCUUCGACCACAGUGUCAUAGAAGGAGACGAAGUGAUGAUUGUUGCAGUUCUGUGGGAUUUGGCACCUAUCAUUAUUGGAUUGGCGGGGUGGAUGGAUGCAUAUUGGAAGAUCAUAUGAAGAAGUAUUCAUCGGGGGCGACAAAUGCCCAUUGCACAUAUGAGCAUGUAUCCUGGCGUCCGGGACGGGUGAUUGAUUCGUUGAUUUUUUGGCCUGUCGAGUCAUGAGAUGAGCAAAGGAACAGGACGAUCAUUACAGGGAGAGACGCGACAUUACGCGACACGAUGAUGCAUCCACCCACCCACCCAUUCACCCCUUUCUUGAGCUGUCACAGAGUCAAGGAUCGGGGAAGAAGAUUCUUAUUCUUACGGUUUUAUGUACGAGUAUGUGAGAGAUUUGCGAACUCAGAGCGCGCGUGUGCCUGCCCCGCGACCGAAAAGCAGACUGUCGAUUCUUGCGAAAAUGAGCCAUGAGCCCGGCCCGAUCAAUCCAUCAAAAAUGGAGGAAGUGUACUGACUUAGUUAGCUAGGUCGCUAUUGAAGAGCUGCUUGCUUGCUUUGGCCAGAGGAAUUGUUAGAAUACCUUUAGUUGUGUUAUGUUGUGUUGUGUAUACCGACAGAUAAACAAACGCACAG